UGUUACCAUUAGAGUAGUAUGUAUGUGUAUGUGUGUGCGAUCUAUCUCGUGGUUUUCAUGCUGUAGAAGUUCAUUUUUCAGGCAAAGAAAUACACAUAAAUGUAUUUCGUCUUUUUUUCCUCUGUUGUUUUUUGAUUUGAUAAAGAAGAGAACACGGGAGACUGUAGGAAUAUUUUCGAUGUGUGUGAGCAAAAACCUCGUGUUUUAGACAUAAUAUAUGUGUAUAAUUCAAAAAAAAAAUUCGUAGAAAGAAUAGAAAAACAUAAAUAAAUUCUAACUACAAUUUUUUCUGUAGAUUUUCCUAUAAAUUGUUAAUUUUGUAAGUUUGCGACGAAAUAAUUGCGAUUUUAACCAUCGUUGCACAGGGAAUGAAAAAAAAGAAUAAUUGAUUUCAUCAUUUGAACUGGUACUUACAAUCCCACUAUCUGUCGGCUUAAUUUCAAAUUCGUUCGACUGUGUGAACAUUGUUCGGUCAAGAUAGAUCUUUGUGAUUUUCAUAUAAUUUGGUACACGCACACACACACACACGAUACGAACCGAGGCAAGUGCUUGAGUUGAUUGACUGGGAAAACUCAUUAAGUUAACCGGAAUCGACUGACCGAGUCCUAAUCGAACCCUAUAUAUUCCGACGACGAAUUAACUGCUAAUAAACAAACAUAGUCAAAUUAAUCAUGGGAUCAGACACACCAUCAAAUUCGACGGCUACCGAAAAUCAUGUAUCAAGCAAUGGAAAUGUGGAUAAAAAUCAAGAAACGCACACCCUUACAAAUGGAGAACAGGCUGAAGCCGCAAACGGAGCUGAAGUAGAGAAAACGGAGAAUGGCACGGCAGAUGAUGCCGAAUCAGGAAUAUACGAUGACACCAAUUUUAAUAUCAAAGUCGUGUUGCCAGGUAUAUCGGAGCCGCUGGAAAUCCCCGUAUCAGCCAUGGAAAUGGUCCAGGAAAUUCAUCAAAUGCUCAUGGAUCGCGAAGAUUCAUGUCAUCGCACAUGCUUUUCAUUGCAAUUGGACGGUGUCACUUUGGAUAAUUUUGCUGAAUUGAAGAGCAUCGAAAAUUUAAAAGAUGGAUCAAUCUUGAAAGUGGUCGAAGAGCCAUACACAGUUCGUGAGGCUCGUAUACACUUGCGCCAUGUUCGUGAUUUGCUAAAAAGCUUAGAUCCAACCGAUGCGUACAAUGGCAUGGAAAAUGCAUCUCUAUCAUUCUUGAAUGUAAUCACACAAGAUGAAAUCAACGAUUCGAAAAAGUUGCGUGAAAAGUUCGAUUGCACACCUCCCGAUUAUAUAUUGCCCGGCGCCAAAGAACGAAAUUUGAUACCGCUAUUGCCUGGCGUGAAGAACGUUAAAGGGCCACAAGCAUUGAAAGUGUUGACCACAUCGUCGUGGAACCCACCACCUGGUCCACGCAAACUGCAUGGUGAUUUGAUGUAUCUGUACGUUAUCACGAUGGAAGACAAACGAUUCCACAUAACUGCGUGUCCACGUGGCUUCUAUAUCAAUCAAUCCACGGAAGAAUCAUUUAAUCCGAAACCAGAUGUGCCUAAUCAUUUGUGCCAUUCGCUGAUCGAUUUAUUGUCAUAUAUUUCACCAAUGUUCAAACGAAAUUUCGCAAUCAAUUUAAAGCGUCGCUCAUUGCGUCAUCCAUUCGAACGUUUGGCUACUUCAUACCAAGUGUACUCAUGGUGUGCACCAGUCUUAGAGCAUACCAUUGAUGCCAUUCGGGCUGAAGAUACAUUUUCAGCAAAAUUGGGUUAUGAAGAGCAUAUACCCGGCCAAACGCGUGACUGGAACGAAGAACUACAAACAACAAGGGAAUUGCCACGCAAAACACUACAAGAACGUUUGAUGCGUGAACGUGCCAUAUUCAAAGUACACAGUGAUUUCGUUGGAGCCGCCACACGUGGUGCGAUGGCUGUCAUCGAUGGUAAUGUUAUGGCCAUUAAUCCCGGUGAAGAUGCCAAAAUGCAGAUGUUCAUUUGGAACAAUAUCUUCUUUUCACUUGGAUUUGAUGUGCGAGAGCAUUACAAGCACCUUGGAGGCGAUGCAGCCGCAUUUGUUGCACCUCGAAAUGAUUUGCAUGGCGUUCGGGUGUACAAUGCCGUUGACGUGGAAGGACUUUACACAUUGGGCACAGUCGUUGUUGAUUAUCGUGGUUACCGUGUUACAGCCCAAUCGAUUAUUCCCGGCAUUCUGGAGCGUGAACAAGAGCAAUCAGUGGUUUACGGAUCAAUUGAUUUCGGUAAAACGGUCCUAACUAAUGACAAGUACUUAGAAAUGUUGAACAAAGCAGCUACACAUUUGAAAAUUUUGCCACAUCAUGUGCUAAAUGAAAAGGGCGAAGCGGUUGAAUUGUGCUCAUCGGUCGAAUGCAAAGGAAUUAUCGGAAAUGAUAAGCGUUACUAUAUCCUCGAUCUGUUGAGAACAUUCCCACCCGAUGUGAACUUCUUGAAACACCCAGAUAUUGAAUUGAGCAAACGGGUCCAAGAGAUGGGUUUUCCAAUCGAACACAAGCACAAAUUGAACUGUUUGCGUCAAGAAUUGUUGGAUUCAUUUGUUGAAGAUCGUUACAUUCGUUUUAUUCGAAAUGCUGCAUACAAUUUACAGAAGAUAUGCACAACUAAAAAGCAAACCGAGACUGAAAACGAAUCGAAGGACGAAACCACUGGAACCACCGAAACCACAGCCCAAGCAAUUGAAGACAAACCAAGCGAAGACAAUAAGGAUCGGGCAAAUGGUUCAGGCGAGAAUAACAAUAAACCGAUGGUGAAUGCUGAACUUGCUAAAAAAGUAAUGGAAUCAUUCACUGACGAUAUUUCAAGCAAUGCAAAACAAGCGGCUGAUUCGAAGCGAAUUGUGCGCGAAGCAUGCGCUAAUGUUGGUUCACUGAAGGAGUCUGAGUUUGACAUUCGCUUCAAUCCAGAUGUCUUUUCGCCAGUCCGUCACACGGGAACAAUCGAUACGGAACCACCGACUGACAAAGAGCAAGCCGCUAAAUUGGCUGCCCUAGCAACGCCAUUCAAUUCAUUGAAACAACAAAGAAAAUUGGUAAUUGAAGCUGCCGAGUUCUUGGUGACCGUUCAAAUUCCGAGCUUCGUUAAUGAAUGUCUUAAUCAUGCAUCGGCACCAAUGGAGGGAACUACAUUGGCUGAGGCAAUGCACAGUCGCGGUAUAAACAUGCGUUAUUUGGGAAAAGUGGCAAAUCUUUUCGAAAAGAUUCCACAGCUCGAAUACUUGCACAGAAUAUCGGUGCAAGAGCUGAUUUUACGAUCAACCAAGCACAUCUUCCAAGUUUAUAUGCAAAACACGGACUUGAUCAACAUGGCAUCGUCAAUUAGUCAUUUUCUCAACUGUCUACUCACAUCACCGAGUCAUCCAUUGAAUCCAACACUUGGACAAGAUGAAUUGUGCAAGCAAAGCAAACGUGGUGGCAAAAAUAAACGCACCACGGCCACAAAGUCAGCUAGCAAUGGUCGUGUUGGUGUGUUCGGUGGUGAUCAAACCUAUGAAUGGAUAUCAUUGACACAAAAAUCUCUGUGGCAACAAAUAAAACGUGAAUUGAAAGCAUACUUCGACUUUGAUCUCGGCGUUGAAGCAUCCAUUGAGGCUGUUAUUGAAACGUACAAACUCCACAAAUUGACCGUGUUGCGAGCGUUUUGUUUGAAAGUCGGCAUUCAAAUCUUGUUGCGUGAAUACAACUUUGAAUCGAAGAAUAAGCCAACAUUCAAUGAAGAUGAUAUUGUGAACAUGUUCCCAAUUGUUAAGCAUAUUAAUCCACGCGCAACAGAUGCAUACAAUUUCUACACCACCGGCCAAUCAAAGAUUCAACAGGGUAAUUUCAAAGAGGGCUAUGAACUGAUUAGCGAAUCAUUGAAUUUGCUCAAUAACGUUUAUGGAGCAAUGCAUUCGGAGAACUCACAAUGUCUGCGCAUGUUGGCUCGCUUGUGUUACAUAAUGGGUGAUUUACAGGAAGCCGUCAACAUCCAGCAACGCGCCGUCCUGAUGAGCGAACGUGUCAAUGGCAUUGAUCAUCCAUACACAAUCUCGGAAUAUGCACACAUGGCCCUCUAUAGCUUCGCAAACGGACAAAUAAUCCCAGCUUUACGACUUCUUUAUCGCGCUCGUUACCUAGCUGUAUUGAUCUAUGGUGACGACCAUCCUGAUAUGGCUCAAUUGGAUAGUAAUAUUGCCCUCUUCUUACAUGCGACCGGUGAAUUCCGACAUUCCGUUCGUUUCCUUGAGCAUGCACUCGCAUUGAACAUUAAGUAUCAUGGUGAGAAAUCCUUGAAAGUGGCCGUGAGCUACCACUUGGUUGCACGCACACAAAGUUGCAUGGGUGAUUUCCGUUCAGCACUUUGUAGCGAAAAAGAGACAUAUGCCAUUUACAAACAAUUGUUGGGUGAAAAUCAUGAGAAAACAAAGGAAUCAUCGGAAUGCUUGCGUCAUUUGACUCAACAAGCCGUGGUGCUACAAAAGAAAAUGAAUGACAUUUGCACAACUGGAAAAAUCACUGUUGACUUACCACCAAUCCACAUUCAACCGCCAUCAAUGGAUUCCGUUUUGGAUAUGUUGAAUGCCAUUAACGGCAUCAUUUUCGUACACAUAAGUCAAAAGGAUAUUGCAAAUAUGAAAAGCGAAAUUGAAAAACGUCAAAGAGAAGAUGACAAUAAUGCAAAAGCAAACCAAAGUAGUCAACAAUCAUUAGAGGCAGCACAAAAUGGUACCGAUGAUGAAACCACUGAAGCUGGCGAACCAGCAAUUGCGAACGGCGUAGAUAGCGCACCAGCCAAAUUGGUUGCAUGUUAGAUCCAUUCUUUUUUACUUCGAAUAUACAAACAUACAUUACACACACAUGCAUAAAAAGUAUAAGUCAAAUGAAUUGUUUGACGUUUUCCGCCAAAAUAAAAACCAAAACCAAAAAAAUUAAGAAACAGGUCAAAAAAAUCUAGAUAGAUACCCGGUCAUUUGCAAUGGUGCAUUUGACUAAGUACAGCAUAUCUGUAUAGUAAACGAAUAGAUAACAGAAAAUAACAAUACCGCAAUAAGUUUUCAUUGGAAAGAAGACGUAAAAAAAGAAAUUCGAAUCAAAUCACAACGUUCAUAAUGAUAGUAGCUUCUCAAAAGAUAAAAAAAUAUUCUGCAGGAAAACGUCGAUUUAUUCGUUAUGUUGCACAUAAUGAAACAAACAGAAAAAAAAUAAAGAAAACAAAUCAUUGGGGCUAUUUACUUUUUGUUGAACAAAUUAGAACAAACAUAUACGGAGCAGAUAAGCGUGAUUUUCUAUGAUUCUAAUUUAUGGUUUCAAAGAGCAUAUACUUCAAGCUGAAUUAAUUGAGAAGCGAUCGCAGUUAUAACGUAACGCAGCCACACUAGAAAAUCAUUGCCAUAAUAAAAAUCGAAUUUAUUUUCACCUUCAAAUAUGGUUUUUCAGAUGUUAUGUAUCUGCGUUUGUUUCCCUUUCAGUUGUAGCAAUAUUUUUUGUGAUCGAUUUCCUUUGUUGAACAUUUUGUUCUUAAAUCUGUUUUUCUUUUUGCAACCUGUGAACGCGUCAAUGCGAAGCUUCCUUUGUAGAAUAUUAGUUGGUUUACACCAAUCAAUUAGGAAUGAAUCCGCCGAAACUGUCCAUCACAUACAUUUUAGUCACACACAUUUUCAAACUACGAAACCAUUGACAUAAAUAUUAGAGCAUCAACCUAUUGUUACCCUUAUUCUGUAGCGAUAUGCUCACGAAAUAUACUAUACCAAAACCAUAAUGGAUAAGAAAACAAACAAGAAACAAACAAAAACAUAGUAGAUUAAACUAGUGUACAACUUUGAUCCCAACAAAUUGGACUGAGAGAAUACUUACUGUAGAGUAUCAUCAUCAAAUUAGUUCAACAAAGCCUUCAUCAUAAAUCAACAAACUGAAAAUCAUUGAUGAUUCCAUUUCGAUGCAAUGUUUUUUAUGUUAUUAUUGUUACCGAGUUCAAAUUGAAUUAACUGCAUGAUGUACUUGACUCUCAUGUCAAUUGAAAUGCGACUACCAUAAAUCUCAUUUCGAUCAAAGCAACUUUAUCUACUACUCAUCAAAUUGUGGAAAAAAGAAGCGGGAUACGUUAAUUGAUUUGCCUUUUUUUAGUUUCUAUCUCUUUGUAACCUUGUGAACUACCUGUUAUUUUCAAAAAAGAUUGUCAGAAUUGCGAUGUAUUUUUUAUUUUUCAAAUUUUGAAUGAAAAAUUGAAUCGAAUCGAAUUGACAAGCAACGAAAUCGUGCACAUUAAUACAAAAGCAAAUGCAUUAGCACAAAAUCAUCGGAUCAAUUUCGAUUAGACAAGGAACAAAAAAAAUGUUGUUUAGGUACGGAAAACUGAACAGAAUAUUAGAAAUCGAUCGAAAUCAAAAUGAAAACCAAUAAUUAGAAUUUUUUGGUAACAUUUGUAGUCUCGCGGUAGUAGAAAUUUCCGUUGUAGUUUAGUUGUUAAAAUGAAAAAUAAUAAAAAGAAAUAUUACGAAAUGAAA
Messenger RNA from Sitodiplosis mosellana (orange wheat blossom midge), 6491 nucleotides. RefSeq names its product clustered mitochondria protein homolog (gene clu). NCBI's taxonomy places the organism in Eukaryota, Metazoa, Arthropoda, Insecta, Diptera, Cecidomyiidae. The transcript has 9 exons. Gene Ontology annotation, molecular function: mRNA binding; protein binding. The record is from RefSeq and is a predicted model, not a curated record. Gene Ontology annotation, cellular component: cytoplasm. Gene Ontology annotation, biological process: intracellular distribution of mitochondria. Bases 672 to 4799 code for a protein of 1375 amino acids.